AUUGUCCGCCCGGCGUCAAAGUUGAGGCGUAUUCUAAAAGGGUCUGGGCCCGUCCAUGUCAAAACUUGCGCCUCCUAAACAUUUGCCUCUUCCUCAGCAUCGAACUGUUGGAAAUUUGAAAAAGCCAGCCCCUCUCCAUAGCCCUGUAUAUCAACAGCGCUGGUGCCACAAUGCUUGCCCUUCUAAAGGUUGCCAGCAUGGAGCACCGCACGACGCUCCGUCAUGGUCGUCGACUAGGAUCCGAACAAGAUUGAAGCACAUCGCUGGUACUGGGAAACAAACUUCAAGACCCUGAUGAAACCUAUGCCCGCCCACCGUCCAGCCCUCGCUACCGUUGCCUCCGCCCCUCACAUCUUCUGCCGGCCCAUGGACCCUUCCCCCGCACCGUUAGUGUAUAUCAACGGUUGGCACGGCGUCGGGAAGGAGACUGUAGCCGAAUACCUGACCCUACUACUCGGCAAGGACAAGUCGUUGCUGGUUGACGUGCGCAGCAUCGGGGGAGACGGCGAUAGCGAUAUUGAGAGCGGAGACCGACCCGGAACCCGCAAAGCCAAACACUCAUACAAACGCAGGCCCAGACCGCUUUUGACCCCCGAACACCCACGCUAUUUCUCGUUCGACCUCUUUCUGGACACAGAUACCGCUCUCGAUGUCAACCACCCCCUUAACUCAGACUCAAACCCAAUCAGCCCUUCGUUGCCGUCCUCGGUAUCGUCCUUCUCGUCCCCAAGUUAUGCCUUUUCGUCGUCCGCUUCCUCCCGCUCGGCUUCCAUCUCCUCCAACACCACCGUCUCAACCACUACCUCAGCCAUAGCUACAGCCGACUUUUGCCCCCCGUAUCUCUCACCCAACAUCCCAUUCCCAGCCGCAGCCCCAACCCCAACUCCGACAUCGACGUCAACAACCGCCCUAACCCAGCUUCUGACCCUGCCAGAGAACGCCGCGCGCACCGCAGUCCUGGCAGCCUGCUGUCCGGACACGCCCACGGGCCGUGCAACGCUACGCACGUUUGAGACGGCAGCGGAGCGCGCGGGGCGUCUGUUUGUGUUCGUCGUGCUGAGCGGCGAGCGCCAUGAGCACGGCGUGAACUCUAUUCAGCGCAGGCAGACCGUUGUUACCGGUUCCAUUGGCCAUACUGUAGACCAGGCCUUGGCUGCGUAUGGGAAUAGGUACGGGUGCCGGUACGGCUGUGGGUUUGGAGCGAGGCGGGGGAGUGAGCCGGUUGUUCGGCUUCCGGAGGCUUCCAUGCCAGGGACGUCUAGUGCCGGACCGAUGGAGCAGGAGGUGAUGCCGACGAGCCCUAGUUUGCCCUCCGGUCUCCCUGCGGCGGAGGGAGUUGCUGCCGUUGGAGGAAGCGGUUGGGUGCUUGGGCGGCGAGAGGGAGGGAUUGGACUGGCGGCGCCCGCGCGUGCGGCUGGGUCGCUGACGGUGGACGUGACAUCAGUUUCGGUCUUUGAGGCGGCGCUGCAGAUUGUGGGGUUUGUCAAAGGACUGGAGGCCGAAAGGGAUGCCGAGUUGUGCAGCACCGCGGGUGGAAGCACGGCCACCACCCCCCACGUGGAUGUGGAGGAUGGAAAAACGUUGGACGUGGAUGCGAGAGGGGGUUAAGAUAUAUUCUUAACCGCCCCGUACUCGGGGCAAGCUACCAGCAGGGUUGUCUCAACUCCUCUUCCCGAAGUGAAUGGUGGCCCCCUCCCCCCUUCAGAUGAUUAGGUAGCGGCACGUGCCACACGGCAAGCAAGACGACACGUUUCUCUCGUCCUAGCCCAA
Canariomyces notabilis is the source of this 1770-nucleotide messenger RNA. RefSeq lists its product as uncharacterized. The transcript has 2 exons. Bases 304 to 1608 code for a protein of 434 amino acids. Lineage: Eukaryota; Fungi; Ascomycota; Sordariomycetes; Sordariales; Chaetomiaceae. The record is from RefSeq and is a predicted model, not a curated record.